CGAUUCGAGCUUGCCCUCACUGCAGUCAGCCCGAGCCGUGGUGCGUCUGUAAUCCUCCUCCCUCCCGAAGGAAAGAGACUGUGAACGGCUGGGUCGUUACCUCGGAAGCCAGCUGCUCCACCUCUUCGGGCCACCUGCAGUCCAACGUUGUCGUCCUCCCCGCCACGACAGGAAGAAGCCCUGGGACAUGGCCAGACCAGAACAAAUCUUGGUGCUAGAGCCACAACACGAACUGAAAUUCAGAGGCCCGUUCACAGACGUGGUCACUGCCACUCUGAAGCUCAGCAACCCCACAGAUAGAAAUGUGUGUUUCAAAGUCAAGACAACUGCACCUCGCAGAUACUGCGUGCGCCCAAACAGCGGCAUCAUUGACGCUGGGAACUCCGUCAAUGUUUCUGUCAUGCUACAGCCUUUUGACUACGAUCCCAAUGAAAAGAGUAAACACAAAUUCAUGGUGCAGUCCCUGCUGGCUCCGUACGACAUGACCGACAUGGAAGGAGUUUGGAAGGAGGCGAAGCCGGAAGAGCUGAUGGAUUCAAAGUUGAGAUGUGCUUUUGAGCUGCCUCUAGAAAAUGACAAAACUCAUGAGAGUGAAAGCAACCAAACUAUCUCUUCCUCCUCUGUUAAGACUGAGCACUCCGUGCUGCCCAAGUCAGCCAGUGUCUCGCUGGAUGAUGGAGAGGUGAAGAAGAUCAUGGAGGAGUGCAAGCGGCUGCAGAUGGAGGUGCAAAGGCUACGGGAAGAAAACAAACAGAUCAGGGAGGAUGACGGGCUGCGGAAGAGAAAGGUGACGUCAGUGGCCGCUUCUCACUCCUCCGGCAUGGCAACCUCGGCUAUGAGGGAGGAAGGCCUAAGCACCCGUGUCCUGGCACUCUGCGUGCUGCUCUUUGUCAUUGGAGUCAUCUUUGGCAAGCUGGCCCUGUAGAGACACAGAUGGACAGAGCACAGGGAUGGACGGGCGGCGUGCUUGGACGAACACGCGUCAAUGACGGCAACAGGGAUGUCUUCUGGGUUUAUGUUGAUUUCUCUUUCUUUUUUUUUUACAUUUGAGGCAAUAUCAUAAUGGUUUGUCUGGAUGGAAAAUAGUUUAAUGUAUGAAAAGAAAACGAUGGAAGGUGAUCCCAAGUUAAACCAUGAUUGCAAACGUUUUUGUCACAGGUCUUGCCUUUUCCUUUGUUUUGUGAAAAUAUCUCUGAUCUGUUCUUUCCGUCCACCCCUCUUUCCUAAAUGAUCCUCCACAGCUUGCACAGGUGUGUGGAAGUAGCUUCACGCUGGCUGAAUGUCUGAAGUCUUUGAUUUAUUCUUUAUAGAAUCAUUAGUCUCCGACUUCCUCACUCACAUCGUCUCUAAGAAAGCUCUAACACUCCUCUGAUAAUCUCUCUUCCACUUAAUACUGAUGAUCUGCAAAAGUGAAAACAAGUAAUCGGUGAAAGACUUUAUUUCCUCGACUCAGACUGUGUAUCUUCUUCUAAACAGUAGGCGGUUAAAAUGUGAGCCGGUAGAGGCUAUGCAUGUGUGUGUGUGUGUGAGUGUGUCUUAUGGUUUUUCCUCCUGCAGGAGGGCUCAUGUGACUGCGUGGGGAUGUUUGUAUGAGAAGGCCACAAACGGUAAAAUCACAUGCUGUUUCAGAACAAAGGAAGAAGGGUGGUGAAAAAAUACCUGUCAUCUGAACAGAUUUCCUGUACACAACAGAAAAAUGGGGUUGAUAAAACUUUUGAUUUUAGUUCCUAACCAGACCAGGAGUAAGAAUUCAACAAUCUAUUCUUAGGCCCUUUUUAAAAAAGAGGGUCCAUAAAAUCAAAAUAAUGAUCAAGAAUUGCUGCUGCAGUGAUCUAAUUCAAAAACGGCUGUAAUGAAGUUUAAGGCGUCAGAUUUUUCCAAGUUAAAGUUGCAGUUCCCAGAUAAUUUUACUGCCUCAGGUUGCCAGAGAGUGGAAUAAAAGACCUAACUUCCCUCUGAAACCAGUGAACAUAUCAAGUAAAGCCAACUCUACAUCUUCAGCAGUUAGUCACAUUAUUUGAUUUCACCCAUGGAGUAUUGUGUGUCCUCUAGUGUGUCACAUUGGUUUGUUUGCAUUUUUUCUCCCUUACAUUAUAAUGUAGCCACAAAGCUUCUGUUGUUUAUAAUAUUCAAAUGCACUAUAUUAAAGUGUCCUCUCUGCAGUUUGCAUGGAAUGACCUGGGUUUAUUAUGAUUAUUAUUAUUCUUUUGAGUGUUGAAAUCAUAUUAGCGAAACAAAAAAAUAGCUGUCUUUCAAAAAAAAAAGGGACCAUCUUGAGUCUGGGUUAUCGGCUUGUGUGUGUUUUCUUUCAUUUCAGUCAUUUUAUUUCUGUUGGGGACAAGGACGGAGGUUGUGAGAUAACGGAGACAACACAGCUGUAUUAUCUCGGUUAUCACGUGGCCGCCUCAGCAAAAUUGGUUGUUUUGGAAAAAAACUUUAUAUGUGUAUUUUUCGUUGCGUGAGGGAGCUCGGGGAGCAGAAACGUGGGCGGCUGGGAGGAGGACUGACCUGUGAAUACACACUACAUUAAAUAAAAUAAAAAAAGUCAUCUAUGCUUCAGACUACACAUGCAGAGAUACAGUCGAUGUAAUCACACAGUAAUUGGAUACUCUUUUGUAUGUACAUAAAAAUAAAGAAGACUUCAAAAGAUAACUGGCAACGUUAUUAACAUACUGUAGUAAAGGAAGAAAAUGAGUAAACGACCACCAUGGAUCAUGUAGCAUCAUAAUGAAUUAAAAUACAUAAAUCCCCAA
Molecule: messenger RNA, 2753 nt
Organism: Pleuronectes platessa (European plaice)
Lineage: Eukaryota; Metazoa; Chordata; Actinopteri; Pleuronectiformes; Pleuronectidae
Gene: vapb
Product: VAMP (vesicle-associated membrane protein)-associated protein B and C
Exons: 6
Coding region: 188-925 (245 amino acids)
Biological process (GO): endoplasmic reticulum membrane organization
Cellular component (GO): endoplasmic reticulum membrane; plasma membrane
Molecular function (GO): FFAT motif binding
Source: RefSeq, a predicted model, not a curated record